Messenger RNA from Panicum virgatum (switchgrass), 3483 nucleotides. RefSeq names its product serine/threonine-protein kinase STY8-like. Gene Ontology annotation, molecular function: protein kinase activity; ATP binding. Bases 265 to 3105 code for a protein of 946 amino acids. The record is from RefSeq and is a predicted model, not a curated record. The transcript has 22 exons. NCBI's taxonomy places the organism in Eukaryota, Viridiplantae, Streptophyta, Magnoliopsida, Poales, Poaceae. Gene Ontology annotation, biological process: protein phosphorylation.
CUAUAUCUCCCCAAAUCGACUACUGGAUUCCCAAACAAAUGCAAGUUGGCUGUUGGCUCCCUCUGCAGGCUCAGCUCUCGGCGGUCCUUCUCCACUCUCCAGCCCGAAGGCUAGUCUAGUCUGCUCACGGUAUGUAGAUUUUCUUCCACUGGCUACUGCUUCGUCUAUACUGAUCUUCCACUGGUCGACGAGACAGAUCAUCCUUUCCGCGGCAGCAGCAGCCUGCUGGCCGGCCUCUUUCCAGAACACGGUUAAAUAAUUUCCAUGCAGCUUUCUACUAGAUGGGAAGCCAUAGCACGGAUCAUACAAAGCAGUGAUGUGCCAAAGGUCAUCCCAUUCCAUUUAUUAAAAGAAAUGACGAAUGGUUUCUCAAAGGAGCGGAUAAUUGGUACCGGCGCAUAUGGCCAAGUUUUCCUGGGUGUGCAUAAAGAUGGGGAGAAGAUUGCAGUGAAGAUGCUUUAUGACAUGCCAGGGCUUGAGGAGGACCAAUUUCAGAAUGAGCUCAGCAACCUUGUACGGCUCCAGCACCAAAACAUUGUGCAAGUUGUUAGCUAUUGCUAUGAAAUUCAGAAAAAACUUGUUAAGUACAAUGGAAAAUAUGUUCUUGCUGACAAGAUAUAUAGGUUACUCUGCUUCGAGUAUAUGCAAAAUGGAAACCUUGGCAAGUAUCUUUCUGAUGAGUAUCACGGACUUGAUUGGCACACACGCUAUGGGGUAAUUAAGGGGAUUUGCAUGGGAUUGAAAUACCUUCACGAGGAAUUGGAACCUCCUAUUUAUCAUUUGGAUUUAAAACCAACCAAUAUAUUGCUGGAUGAGAAUAUGGUGCCAAAAAUCGCAGAUUUCGGCUUGUCAAGGUUGUUCAGGGAAGAACAAACGCGGAUCACGAAAAGUUCUAUGGGAACACUGGGGUACUUGCCGCCAGAAUACAUAGAGAGCAACUUAAUAUCAAAGAAGUUCGACAUAUUCAGUUUGGGUGUUGUAAUCAUAAAGAUAAUAACAGGACCUACAGGCCACUCCAAAACUUCUGAUAUGUCUUCCCAGCAAUUCAUUGAGAUUGUACAUGAAAACUGGAGGAACAGGCUACAGGCAACGCAAAUUUGCAUGCCUGAGUCAUCCUCCAAACAAGUGAAGAGAUGCAUCGAAAUAGCCUUAAGCUGUAUGGAAACUGACCGAAGGAAAAGGCCGAGCAUAGGGGAUGUUGUCCAGAAGCUGAAUGAGACAGAGAUGGACCAGCAGGUCCCUGUUCCAAAUGCCCCAGCUUUGCAUAAAAGGAAGGAGAGGACGCCGUCGGGAACUGCCAAUGAUGUUAACAGUUUUAAUACACACUUACCAGAAGUGAACAGUCACGGAAAGCGUGGCCGCAUGAGAACAAGCGAGACCUCGUCUCUGCCUCGCAAUGCUGCGCCCACGUCAGCUAAUUGCAGCCGUUACAGCGGCGGUGGCGUUGAAGAGGACGUCAGCGAGAGUUCAUCUCCGCCUUCAGCCGCCGCCGCGCCCGUGCACGCUACUGCCUCCGACAUAUGUUCCGAAGUGUACCAACGCCUCGUCCAAAAAGGUUUCGAGGAGGCGCUUGCUCCUGAGUUCCGCGAGCAACUCGAGGCCCACUUUGCCCGGCUUCCCAUGAGUUAUCAGAUAAAUCUAGAUAUUGAUAAAGCAGAGGACAUCUUAAUCCACAAGAAGGUUUUGGCAGAAGCAAAGGAUUCUGAUAAACGCCCAGCAUUUGCUGUUCGUUUCCUAAGGCUUGAAGAUAAAGAUGUGGAUGAGAUAAAUGACUCUAAUGAAAGCCAGGAAAGGGCUGCUACGGAGGUUGCUCUAUCUACCAGGGCAGAGAUAUUAUAUGCGCACAUUCAUGAGAUUAUAUUAUCCACGAUAAAAAGUCCCAGUAACCUUAGACAGCUGUCCAUUUUGCUUUUGGACAUUGGGCUGAUAAUUAAGGAAGCUCAUGUUUUCUCAACACUGGAUGGUUAUUCUCUUUAUAUCUUUAUUGUUGAUGGAUUGCAGGAUGUUCAAGGUUUGCAAACGGCGCUAGGAGAAUUGAUUUUGAGAAACAAGAACAUUGAAAGGGGUUCAUGGUCCGGCUCAACUUCAGCAAAGUUACGACCAUUCCAAGAAGAUGAUUGUGUGUCAGAUACUGAUAAAAGUUUUGUGAAGAUUGUGAAGAAGGUUGCUUCUGAAUCUUGUGGCAAUAUGUUUCAUGGGACUUACUUUGGCAAGGACGUUGCUAUUAAUGUACUAAAUUCUAAGAAUUUGAAUCAAAAGGUUUGGAAUGAAUUUGAGCAAGAAUUCUACAAGUUAAGGGAACUUGAUCAUGCCAAUGUUAUUCGACUGAUUGACUCAUGCACAAGGCCACCUUGCAUAAUAACAGAAUGCAUUUCUGGAGGGAACCUAUUUGAUUUCUUGCACAAUGAGCAUAAUGUCUUGGACCUUCCAAUGCUUGUGAAGUUUGCAUUAGAUGUAUGCAGAGGGAUGUCUUACUUGCAUCAGAACGGCAUCAUCCACGGAGAUUUGAAAUCUGCUAACCUUCUUCUAAUGGAUAAAAAUCACAUUGUAAAGGUGGCAAAUUUUGUCUUAGCUCGUUUCCAUGAUCAAGAGGGUGUUAUAAAAGAGGGUGUUGUAACGGCUGAAACCGUGACCUGUAGAUGGAUGGCGCCAGAGGUUAUAAACAAUCAGGCCUACGGCACCAAAGCAGACGUGUAUAGUUUUGCUAUUGUGCUCUGGGAGCUUAUGACAUCCAAGAUUCCCUAUGAUAUCAUGACCCCACUCCAGGCAGCUGCAGGUGUGAUAGAGGGUUUGCGCCCACAACUUCCAGCAAAAACACAUCCAGGGCUAACAAACUUGAUGCAGAGAUGUUGGAACGCCAUUCCAUCUGCCCGCCCUUCCUUCUCAGAUAUAAUUACUGAAUUGGAGGGCAUUCAGGCACAUGCUCAGGGAACAUUGACAUCACGGGAGACUGGCCAGAAACAAGAGGAUCACUACCACAAGCCCUUGCAGUUGCUUUCAAAUGAAUCUCUCUCUGGUUCGGAGCACACAACAUUCUUCACUGCUACAUCUGAGAAUACAACAUUCUUCACUGCUACGACAGGAACCAUCGAACCAGAAAGAUAAGGAUUACCCAGGCAGUAAUGAUUUUCACUAAGCAGUAGAAAAAAACAUAAAUAUUGCUAAAAAUGUCGGAAAAUGAACUGUGAACACAGCAGGGACGAUGAAAAAUCUGGUGUCUAUAUAUUUGCAUUUUUCCUGUGUAUCAUAUCAUAUUGUAUAUAUGGCCAUGAUGCAGCAUGCCUAAUCAGACCAUUUUAAAUUGUUUAAAAUGUAAAUCUGACCGUAAUUCAAGUUUUCGAGAUUACUGACUCUGUCCAUGAUUUAUCAUGUUUGUCGAGUGCCUCAAAACUCAGAUCUCCGUGAAGGCACUCUUUUUUUCGUGUGUGUACUAGAAGAAACAUAUAUACAAUAUGAUAUGACUGGAACAAGGCUGAUUUAUCA